GGCGCAAACAUCGAACUGCGAUCUUCGUGACGCCAAUCUAUGCCACCUGCCAGCCCGGUGAUCUCUUCAUACAUGCAACUCGCAGGUCGUUGUUGCGCAUUUGGGCAGAAGACAGAACAGAGGCUAACAUUAUCUCAUUAGUGAUUUCGGAUCAGACUCCUCUCGCUUUCACCGCGGCCAUACGAUGAUAGGAGGAUCUGGGCCGCAGCUGUCUCCUCCAGAAUCACAAUACCGACAGCAAUCUCGACCGCGAAAUGAGCCUCCUCCAAGUCCUCGAACACAACCAACGUCCAUACCAGCUGGGACUCCUCCACGAAGUACAGUGACCCGAGCUACAGAGCAACCACCUGCCGAGAUCGUGGGCGAGAGAACGGGUGGACAACGGUUCGCAAGUCAAAGCGACUAUGUUCAACCUGCGCAGCAUGAAUCUCCUUCGACCUCGAGAUCCCAGGCCCCCUUGAAUUCUUCAGCCCCACAAGCGCCCAUAAGUAGAUCUGCUAGAUCACUCGACAAUAUUACACAGUAUGGAGGAAAUACAAUCAAAGUACGGGAUCUUGCGCACAUACAAAGCUUUGCCACGGAGGAGUUUCUGUCGUACAGAGGACAAUCCGGGCGACGGCGAACUGCAGAUGAUCCUACAUUAAAAUAUGAGAUCAGUGGGAUGCCUAUCACAGACAUUAUUGAGAUGGUCGCAGGACUUCUCACGAAGAUAACCACAACCAACGAUAGGCAGCAUGAGCCUUUACACCGACCUCUGCCAUCUGGUGAAAAUGCUGUCAACAUGACAGGACUUUCUUCAAGCGUUCUUGCUUUCCAUGGGAAGAACGUACCAAGCAUUACCAUUCUAAGUUAUUUGAGUCGUAUUCACAAGUACUGUCCCACCACUUACGAAGUAUUCUUGAGUCUGCUGGUGUAUUUUGACCGCAUGACAGAGCGAGUCAAUGCAUCACCAAUACAAGCUUUGAAUAGGGAUAACACAGAGCAAGAUAACUCGCGGCCUUCGUCAGGUUAUUCUGCUGAAGGGUCGGAUUUAGCAGACAGUCCGCCAUCAUCGAGAAGCGUCCCAGAGAUUCAGGCCGACCUUGAAAGAGCGCAAUAUACGCAUGCACCACCCUCCGACCAUAGCCCGACCGCCUUUCCUCUAUCGCACUUUUUUGUGGUUGAUAGUUUUAAUAUUCAUCGAUUGGUUAUUGCAGGAGUAACAUGCGCCAGCAAAUUCUUUUCCGACGUAUUUUACACAAACUCCCGAUAUGCAAAGGUGGGCGGAUUGCCACUUGCCGAGCUAAAUCAUCUUGAAUUACAGUUCCUCCUGCUGAACGACUUCCGACUCUCCGUCCCUGUUGAGGAACUCGAAGCCUAUGGUACAAUGCUAGUCGAGUUCUAUGCAAGAGAAGUAAUAGCUCAGCGACAAGGCCGAAUACCCUUGGAUAUGGCUUACCCGGACGACAUGGAUGUUGCACCGCAAAGUCCUUAGCUGGGCGAUGUGAAUGACUACUUAUGAUUCUUACGGGUGCUUAGUGGGAGGUUCAUCUGAUGAAUAGAGGCACCUGCCAUGACUUUGUGCAUACGAACGACUUUUUGGAAUAGCUGAAAUAUGCUUUCCUUUACGACUGAAUCGAAAUACCAAACAUAGAUUUCUCCUCACUCCAAACA
Messenger RNA from Mollisia scopiformis, 1653 nucleotides. Its product is annotated as cyclin-domain-containing protein. Bases 185 to 1474 code for a protein of 429 amino acids. Gene Ontology annotation, cellular component: cyclin-dependent protein kinase holoenzyme complex; nucleus. Lineage: Eukaryota; Fungi; Ascomycota; Leotiomycetes; Helotiales; Mollisiaceae. Gene Ontology annotation, biological process: regulation of cyclin-dependent protein serine/threonine kinase activity. Gene Ontology annotation, molecular function: protein kinase binding; cyclin-dependent protein serine/threonine kinase regulator activity. The transcript has 4 exons. The record is from RefSeq and is a predicted model, not a curated record.